This is a messenger RNA of Austrofundulus limnaeus, 2421 nucleotides long. RefSeq names its product cytosolic arginine sensor for mTORC1 subunit 1 (gene castor1). The transcript is spliced from 9 exons. Gene Ontology annotation, biological process: negative regulation of TORC1 signaling. The record is from RefSeq and is a predicted model, not a curated record. The coding region runs from base 243 to 1295 and encodes 350 amino acids. Lineage: Eukaryota; Metazoa; Chordata; Actinopteri; Cyprinodontiformes; Rivulidae. Gene Ontology annotation, molecular function: arginine binding.
UUCCAUUGGCUGUGCCUUUAAGAGGCGGAGUCUCGUGAACGGAGCGGCCUCUUGUAUUUGAAUAUACAGUAGUUGAGCUUGCCUGCUUGGGUCGGAUGUUUUUUCGUCUUGUGAGCCGAGCACAGCUAGCCGGAGCUGAGCUUUUUAUAUCCGUCGGUAAUGCUCCACACCCGGCUCUAUAAGUUAACAUUUGAACGAUAUAUAGCGCUUUAGCUAGGAACCGAAGUCGUUUUUCUUCCUGCAUGUACGAACAACCGACCGGAGGAGCAGCUUUCCCCGUUCCCAAAACUAUGGACUUACACAUUUUGGACCACAGGCUUCGGGUCACCAGCAUAUCCAAGAAUGGUCUGGUCAGUUACACACACCCUCUUAUAAAAUUAAUAUUCCUCCGGAACAGGACGAGAUGUAAGUUUUUUAGCCUGACUGAAACGCCAGAAAACUACACAGUUGUCUUGGACGAAGAAGGAUUCAAAGAGCUGCAGCCCUCGGAGCACCUCCAGGUCGAAAGCUCCGUCUGGCUGCCGCUCAACGUGGUCUCCAACGGCAGCGUCUCCAGCAGCUCGCAGGCUGUCGGCGUGACCAAGAUCGCCAAGUCGGUCAUCGCCCCGCUGGCCCAGCAGCACGUCUCGGUCUUCAUGCUGUCCACUUAUCAGACUGACUUCAUCCUGGUGAGAGAAAAAGACCUGUCUGUGGUCAUCAGCACCCUGGAGGAGGAGUUCAACAUUUACAAGGAGGUGGAGGGAGAGUCGGUCCCUGUGCACUGUCAGGAUGUUUCCAACGGCCUCCAGAAGAACGGCAAAGAAGCCCUCCAGCCCACGGUUCAUCCGGUGCUGAUCCCUCAGAACCAGUUCUGUGUCAUGUCUCUGGACCCGGACACGCUGCCGUCCAUCGCCACCACACUCAUCGACGUCCUCUUUUAUUCCAACAGUCCUAAAGAAGACAGCCAGUUGUCUGCAAACCAGGAUUUGGACUGUAUUCAGUUUUUCUCCUUCUCCCUCAUCGACGGAUACAUCUCAUUGGUGAUGGACACUGAGGCUCAGAGACGUUUUCCUGCCGACCUUCUGUUCACCAGCUCCUCCGGGGAGCUGUGGAGGAUGGUUCGUAUAGGAGGGCAGCCACUGGGUUUUGAUGAGUGUGGUAUAGUGGCGCAGAUAUCCCAGCCACUCGCUGAAGGGGACAUUUCUGCCUAUUACAUAAGCACCUUCAGCUUCGACCAUGCUCUGGUUCCAGAGGAGGACAUCGUGAGCGUGACGGACAUGCUCCAUCACCAGAGGAAAGAAGCAGCUGCCAGCUGAUUUCUAAACUGGACGGUCCUGCCUCUCUCUGUCCCCACCCCACCCUCGCUUCAGAUUCUCUGGGACGGGGGUUGCAGGCUAGCAGGAAAAGAGGCUAACUUUGUGCCUAGUUCAGCUCUGCUUAACCAACAGUAUUAACCAUUACAGGUUUGCCAUGAACACCAGAUGAGCUUCUCUCCAGUGUGUGUGCACAGUUUGUUCUUAUACAGACCCUCUGGGCGCCAUACAAGCACACAUUUAUGCAUUUCAUUGUGGAUAAUUAUUUUUAUAUCUAUAUCAAGACAAAAAAUGCACUUACCAAUUCAGAUUAACAAGUAGGACUUCAUGUAUACUAAACUGUUUAGGUUAGAGUUGAGACUUAUCUGCGAUGUAUAUUUAGAGUUGUUUUAUUUUUGCUCAUUGUAGCUUACCCAAAAAUAUGUAUCAUGAGUACUAAAAACAAAAAAAUCACAAUUUUUGUCUUCCAAUAAUGUUCAUAUCAUAAAAUGGCCUUAACUAAUGAGACAAAUGCUGGGAUUUUAUUUUAAUUGAGAACAACCGUUGUCCCCUUUAAUACAUUUUACACCUGGCUUUAUUUGUAAUAAAAUCUAAUCAGUACUUUGAUCUGAAUUCAGCUUUGUAAAUGAGGAAACGUAGUAAAAGGAGGAAAAAAUUAAAUGUUUUUGUCUUGUUACAACAUACCCUCAACAAGAGCUGACACAACAAUGACAAAGCAAAUAAUUUCGAUGAUUCUUUUGGCAAUAAAUCAGUCAUUUCCUGGAAAAUUGUGAUUAAAAAUUGACUUUACUUUGGGAGUGUGGGUUGUUCUGAGAGUGUGUGUCAUGCCCUCCUCGGCCGCCCCAGCUUUUUAUUUUAUUUUUUUAGUAUUUUAAACAAUUCUACAUAAAUAUGCAUGAGAAAAUUUUGAGAAUUGCAGCAUUUUUCUCAUUGUUAAGCCAACACUCCUACAGUGUUGUAUGCAACAGCUGGCUUUUUUUUUAAGUUUUUUUUUUGUUUGUUUGUUUAAACCCAAGUGUGUGAGAGCUUUAGUUUUACACUAAAUUUCAUUUAAACAGAAAUAUUAAGAUUUAUUUUUAACAUCAGCUCACUUGAUGUUUGAAAAGAAUGUGCAUAAUAUUUUUCUAAU